UAUGUUGUAUGAUGCUUUUUCAUGCAAUAAUGUCGCAUGCUUUUGCAUCCACAUUUUCCUUAAUCCCUGCUUCGUCACAGUCACAGAGUGAUCUUUUAUGAUUUUAGUUAUUGACUCCGUAUCAUCGAUACCACUUGUCUGUGACCCCAUUGCACUUCCAUUCCACUCAUGUCCCCGGUUCCGUUUAGUGCGUUAAUAAUCUUGGGUAUUCACUCUCUCUCUCGCUUUCCGUGUACAUAUGCAAUGUGUGAGUUUAGUGCUAAAUACGUGUAAUUUUAAUUAAUAGAUAGAUACGUGGUUUAAUAAUAAAUUAUUAAGGAGUCGUUUGAAUUUGUGGGUGUGAAAAUAAUGUUACUCCCGUUAAAAUUGGGGGUGGUUAAGAGAAACUUAAGCCACGCGGGGGUCCUAAUAACAAUUUAUUGGCUGUCCAGUUUACAACUUUCGCUAUCACAAAUUCCACAGCGAGAACCAGUAGAAACAAGUAGAAACAACCGAGUCUCAUUUUACCAACAACCCCUCCCACGACCACCAGGGCCAAAUCUAGUCUCGGGCGCAAUACCACUCCCCCUCACGCAACAAUUCGUACCAAGACGAUCAUCAGUGUCCCUUUCAAAUCCUGGAAUUACUCAGAAUUUCGUGCCGAUGGAUGAAAAUCAGAGAGAAAGCAGGUUGCAAAAGUACAAUAAUAAUAAUGAACGACGGUCCCAGCAGCAGCCCAGGAUAAUGGAUCCAUUAGCUUCCAAUCUCCAAAGGACUACACCUCUAAAUCCGCAUUUGACCAUUAAUAUGGGGUUGAGCAAUGUCAAAAAUGAAUCCGUGUCUUAUAUUCGAGUUAGUAAUAACGGAGCACAAGAUGAAUUUAUUCAAAUGAUCAUUCUAGACUCCAAAGGUCAUGGUAUCCCAGUAAAGCCAUCAGAAUUUCCACUUGGCGUCGGUGCCACUGCGGAAAUUCCGUUCACUUUUCCAAUGCCACGCAUGCAACAACAACAACAACAAGCAGAAUCACAAAUAUUUGAACGGUCAUCAUUAUCCAGUGGAAGAAUAAUGAGCAUUAACCCGUCCACACCCAAAUCGGUGGCGUCUGUUUCCUCCUCAAACAUGAUCACAGUUCUCGCUCGGGGGAAACGGGACAGCGUUCAGCGUUCCUUCGUUUUUGGAGAUCCCUAUGACGGAGCGAACUAUGACCUGGAACCAUUCUGCGUCGACAAAGACGUCACAGGAACAUGUCGAUACAGAGACGACCCGAUAGACUGUUUCCGCUGGGAGUGGACCGCUUAUGCGACAAUUCUUAAUAAUUAUGGUCCCAAUCAAAAGAUAACUUCACUUCCGGAAGGACUAUUCCUCACACCAGGAGAACAUGGACGAGUCAGAGUCUAUCUGAAAAUAUCGUGUUGCACCCCAUACGUCCAAUUUAUCGCGACCGAUAUUCACCACCAUACUGCACUUAAAUCCUGCGUUGUGGACGUUAGAGAACUGCAAACUCUCCAUCCUGGGGAAAUUGCUGGAAUUGUGAUCGGUGUGGUGCUUCUUAUCGCCAUAAUUAUUGCCAUCAUUGUCAUCUGCGUGAGGAGACGAAGGUCAGAGACGAUCAACAACAAUGUCAACAAUGUCAGCAUGAUACCAAGGCUGCGAGGUCGGACGAGGGAUAAGGAAGGCAUUACCAGAGUCCACUGAUGAAAAAAAGGCCCCGAACUUAAUAAUUGUUUUUGUUACUAUCUUUUCCCUUCGUAUUUUUUUCUGUGUUGUUUGAAAUUUUAAAAUAAAGUGUUAUC
This is a messenger RNA of Folsomia candida, 1772 nucleotides long. RefSeq lists its product as uncharacterized. The transcript is spliced from 8 exons. The record is from RefSeq and is a predicted model, not a curated record. The coding region runs from base 349 to 1674 and encodes 441 amino acids. NCBI's taxonomy places the organism in Eukaryota, Metazoa, Arthropoda, Collembola, Entomobryomorpha, Isotomidae.